AUGGCACAUUACAGAGCAAGCUCAGAGGUCGAGAACUUGAUGAACGAAAGAAGCAGUAGUCGCCGGGAAAAAGAAGAAGAGGAAGAGGAAGCCAUGAAAUGGGCGGCUCUGGAGCAGCUGCAGCGUCUUCCGACGUACGAUCGGGCGAGGAAGGCCGUGUUGAGAGGGAUCACAGGAGGUUUCAAGGAGAUUGACAUGAAGGAUCUUGGCUUCGUGGAGACAAGAGAGCUGUUUGAUAGAGUGAUGGCCAUGGAUGACGAGGAUUGGCAUGGAGAGUAUCUACGGAGGCUAAAGAGUCGUUUCGAUAGAGUAUCUCUGAAUCUCCCAACGAUAGAAGUCCGAUUUGAGGAUGUGAACGUGACAGCCGAAGCGUAUGAAGGCAGCAAAGCUGUUCCCACUGUCAUGAACUCAUUCUUCAGCGUUGCAAAAGGUGUUGGAACUAAAAUCGGAGUUCUUCGGAUUCAUAAAAAGAGAAUCUCCAUUCUAAAGAAUGUUAGCGGAAUCAUCAAGCCCGGCAGGCUGACUCUACUUUUGGGACCACCGUGCUCUGGGAAGUCGACCCUACUUAAAGCAUUGUCUGGAAAGAUAGAAAGUGGACUAAAAUGUACAGGGAAAGUGACAUACAAUGGGCAUGAACUGCAUGAGUUUGUGCCUGAAAGAACUGCUGCCUACAUAGGCCAAUACGAUGUUCACUUGCCAAGACUAACAGUUCGAGAAACAUUAAAGUUUUCUGCAAAAUGCCAAGGAGUCGGCACACGCUACGAUAUGCUUGCGGAGUUACUGAGACGGGAGAAAGACUUGAAGAUCAAGCCAGAUCCUUACCUAGAUGCGCUGAUGAAGGCGUCGGUUAUGGAAGGACACAAGGAGAAUGUGGUUACAGAUUACGUUUUAAAGGUAUUAGGACUUGAGACAUGUGCUGAUACGAUCGUUGGGGAUAAUAUGCAAAGAGGCAUCUCUGGUGGGCAAAAAAAACGUGUAACAACUGGCGAGAUGUUGGUCGGACCAGUCGGAGCUUUCUUCAUGGAUAACAUAUCAGAUGGUUUAGAUAGCUCAACGACGUUUCAGAUUGUCAAGUGCAUCAAGCAAACGAUCCAUGUUUUCGAUAAGACCGCUCUUAUCUCUCUUCUCCAGCCUCCUCCAGAGACGUUCGAGCUCUUUGAUGAUCUCAUCAUUCUUGGAGAAGGCCGAAUCGUAUACCAAGGCCCUAGGGAAAACGUUCUCGACUUUUUUGAAUGUAUGGGGUUUAAGUGUCCUGAAAGAAAAGGCAUUGCUGAUUACUUGCAAGAAAUUUUAUCCAGAAAGGAUCAAGAACAAUACUGGGCUGAUCCAGAGCUGCCAUAUCAUUAUGUAUCGGCAAAACAAUUCGAGGAAGGCUUCAAAACGUACCAUCUCGGGAGAACAAUGCGGUCUCAGCUCGCAAUGCCAUUUGAUCGAUGUAAUAAUCACGGAGCAGCCUUGACAAGGACUAAAUAUGGAGCUAGCAAGUUGGAGCUACUAAAGGCAUGCUUAGCAAGAGAAUAUAUUCUAAUGCAAAGGAACAUUAGAAUCUUCGGCCUCAAGUCAUUUCAGCUCUUUUUCAAUGCCCUAAUGAUCGCAGUCGUGUUUUCGACACAAAGGGAACAUCACAACACGAUAGAGGAUGGAAUCAUCUACAUGGGAGCUAUCUAUUUGGAAGUGCAAAUGAUUGUGUUCUCAGGGUUUUUCGAGCUUCCGAUGACAAUUGAUAAGCUUCCCGUGUUCUACAAGCAACGACGUUUCAGCUUUUACCCUUCAUGGGCUUUCUCGUUACCAGCCUCAGUCAUCAACUUUCCUAUAUCUUUCGUAGAAGUGUUCGUCGUGCUUUUCAUAACUUAUUUCGCCAUUGGAUAUGAUCCAACCAUUACAUCGAUCCUUAAACAUUACUUGGUUCUAGCACUGUGUGGACAAAUGUCGUAUGGAUUUUUUCGGUGUAUCGCUGCAGUGACUCGGAAUCAUGUGGUUGCAAACACAAUGGGAUGUCUUGCUGUGAUGUGGCUGAUGACAUUCAGCGGAUAUGUGUUGUCCCGACAUCAAGUGCACCAAUGGUUAACAUGGGCGUAUUGGACAUCGCCAUUGAUGUAUAUUCAAACAGCUAUUUCGGUUAACGAAUUCCGCAGCAAUUCCUGGAAAAAUGGUCUUGGAGUAGCGGUCUUGAAGGCUCGAGGAUUUUUUGUAGAAACUUACUGGUAUUGGAUUGGAAUUUUAGCAUUGAUCAUAUCCACAUUCUUGUCCAACAUUAUAACAUCUUUGUCUCUGGCUUUUCUUAAACAGUAUGGAGUAUCCAAGGCUGCGGUUUUACCGGUUGAAUGCGAAGAAGCUGAUAGCAAUAAUACGCUAAUGGGCAGACACACUACAAGAAACAACAGGACGCAACCAUUUGACAGGGUGGUAACAAAGAAAACUCGCAAAGACAAAAAACUGCGUAUACCUUUCAAGCCAUUAUAUAUCACGUUUGAGAACAUCACAUAUUUCGUUGAUACUCCAAAGGCGAUGAAAGAAAAUGGGAUAAAAGAGGAGAAACUAGUACUACUGAAUGGACUAAGUGGUGCUUUUAGGCCCGGGGUUCUUACUGCACUUAUGGGCAUGAGUGGAGCAGGCAAAACCACUUUGAUGGAUGUUUUAGCCGGACGCAAGAACACUGGAUACAUUCAAGGAGACAUCAAUGUCUCUGGAUUCCCUAAAAAGCAGGAGAGCUUUGCUCGUGUUUCUGGAUACUGUGAACAAUUUGACAUCCAUUCUCCUCUUUUAACAGUCUAUGAGUCCCUUCUUUAUUCUGCAUGGUUGAGGUUACCCCCUAACAUCGACGCAAAUACUCGAGAGCUCUUUAUCGAAGAAGUCAUGGAACUGAUAGAGUUGGAGCCAUUGAAGGAAAUGUUGGUCGGUUAUGUGGGAAUCAGUGGGCUUUCGACGGAGCAAAGAAAGAGAAUGACAAUCGCGGUAGAGCUUGUUGCCAAUCCUUCUAUUCUUUUCAUGGAUGAGCCAACAUCUGGCUUGGAUGCAAGAGCUGCUGCCAUUGUCAUGAGGACAGUUAGAAACACUGUUGACACCGGAAGAACUGUUGUCUGCACCAUUCAUCAGCCGAGUAUCGACAUUUUUGAAUCCUUUGAUGAGCUUUUCUUGUUGGCUAGGGGAGGAGAAGAGAUCUAUGUCGGUCCAAUUGGCCACCAUUCCUCACAACUAAUUGAAUACUUUGAGGGAAUUAGAGGAGUAGAAAAAAUCAAGGAAGGCUACAAUCCAGCAACAUGGGCCCUUGAAGUGACAACAAGGACACAGGAAGAUAUUCUUGGUAUCAGAUUUGCUCAAGUAUACAAAAACUCAAACCUCUACAAGAGAAACAAAGAGCUAAUUGAGGAAUUGAACAGAGUUCCUCCUCAUGAACAAGACAUUCAUUUCUCAGCAAAGUAUUCACAAUCCUACCUCACUCAGUUCAAAGCUUGCCUGUGGAAGCAACACAAAUCAUAUUGGAGAAACGUUCCUUACAAUGCUGUGCGUCUCUGCUUCGCUGCCGCGGUUGGAGUCAUGUAUGGAGUCAUUUUCUGGAGCCUUGGCAAAAGAAAGGGAACAAGAGAAGAUAUCUUUAACAGUGUAGGCGCUAUGAAUAUCGUUGUUAGCUUCCUAGGCUCACAAAGUGCAUCUACUGUGCGUCCUGUAGCAAUCGCUGAGCGUACAGUCUUUUACCGAGAGACCGUUGCUGGCAUGUACUCUGCUCUACCUUAUGCAUUUUCACAGGUGGUAAUCGAGAUUCCAUACACAAUGGCACAAGCUUGCAUCUACGCAGUGAUCGUCUAUGGGAUGAUUGGAUACGAAUGGACAGCUUCCAAAUUUUUGCUGUACACAUUCUUUACAUUCAUUGCCAUCCUCUACUAUAUUUACACCGGUAUCAUGCUCAUGGCCGUAAGUCCUAAUCAAGAAACCGCUGCGAUUCUCAAUGGUAUCAUCUCCACAUUCUUGAACGUCUUUUCAGGAUUCACCAUUCCUCGUCCUAGAAUGCCGGUGUGGUUGAGGUGGUUCCCUUACGUGAGUCCAGCUUGGUGGGGGUUGUAUGGAUUGACGAUAUCUCAAUACGGAGAUGUGGAGACGAGGCUUGAGACGGGUGAGAAAGUUGUUGACUUCAUGAGAAACUAUUAUGGUUAUAAAAACGACUUCUUGUGGCUUGUUUCACUUGUCCUCAUUGCUUUCUGUUUGCUAUUUGUGUUUAUCUAUGCUUUCUCGGUUAGGACUCUGAAUUUCCAAAAGAGGUGA
Eutrema salsugineum is the source of this 4260-nucleotide messenger RNA. RefSeq names its product ABC transporter G family member 38. The coding region runs from base 1 to 4260 and encodes 1419 amino acids. The transcript is spliced from 21 exons. The record is from RefSeq and is a predicted model, not a curated record. Gene Ontology annotation, cellular component: membrane. Gene Ontology annotation, molecular function: ATP hydrolysis activity; ABC-type transporter activity; ATP binding. Lineage: Eukaryota; Viridiplantae; Streptophyta; Magnoliopsida; Brassicales; Brassicaceae.